CUGUAGGUGACAGUUAGGUUCUCCGAGGUGGACAGAGCGGUCAGCUAGAUUUGAUUCUUGGGACCAAAUUAGUUUCUCAUCCGAGCAGAGGGAGAUGACUGCAACACAAAUCUUCCUUGCAGCAAUCUGCCUGUGUGCAGUUGCUAUGCAGGCCACAGAUGCCGCGAGCUGCAGUUACAGGUACUCACGGAGAACAAGCUAUACAACCGAUUGUGGCUGGAAUGGCUGGCAACGAUGCUCAAGAUACCGAAUACAGUAUUACACAUCUACAUGUAAUCACGGCGGAUGGUCAGCUUACUCAAGCUGGACUAAUACCUGGGGUUGUUCUCGCACCUGUGGGGGAGGGGUCCAAAAUCAACGAAGAACACGCACCUGCACCAACCCCGUUCCAACCCCUAUACAUGGCAACAACUGUACUGGCUCGGCAACCCAGACACGAACUAUACCGUGCAACACGAAGGCUUGUCCAGUAAAUGGCGGCUGGAGCUCCUGGUCCAGUUGGUCGAACCAGGGAUCAUGUUCCAGCACAUGCGGCACUGACGGGACAGUAGCACAGAGGAGUACUCGCACCUGCACGAACCCAAGUCCUGCCAACGGAGGAACCGAGUGCAGUGGAGCGACAUACCAGCUCCGCUCUACGUCCUGUAACAGAACACCUUGUCCUAUUGACGGUGGGUGGACGGUUUGGUCCAACUGGGUUGACGAAGGCAUGUGCAGUGCAACAUGUGGGGGAGGUAUGCAGCGCCAAACUCAGGAGCGAAUGUGCACCAACCCCGCCCCGGAACACGGAGGAGCGGAGUGCAGCGGUGACAGCACACGUGCACAGAGCGUCGCUUGCAACACCCACAACUGCCCAGUUGACGGUGGGUGGACGGUUUGGUCCAACUGGGUUGACGAAGGCAUGUGUAGUGCAACAUGUGGGGGAGGAAUGCAGCGCCAAACUCAGGAGCGAAUGUGCACCAACCCCGCCCCGGAACACGGAGGAGCGGAGUGCAGCGGUGACAGCACACGUGCACAGAGCGUCGCUUGCAACACCCACAACUGCCCAGUUGACGGUGGGUGGACGGUUUGGUCCAACUGGGUUGACGAAGGCAUGUGUAGUGCAACAUGUGGGGGAGGAAUGCAGCGCCAAACUCAGGAGCGAACGUGCAACAACCCCGCCCCGGAACACGGAGGAGCGGAGUGCAGCGGUGACAGCACACGUGCACAGAGCGUCGCUUGCAACACCCACAACUGCCCAGUUGACGGAGGGUGGACACCAUGGUCAAGCUGGACAGAUGCCGGAGACUGUACAGUCUUGUGUGGCGGAGGAACCAAGGUCCAGACCCACGACCGAACCUGCACCAACCCUGCCCCCCAAUACGAUGGAGCUGACUGCGACGGCGAACCGGAAGAAGAACAGACUGUUGACUGCAACACCCACGCGUGUCCAAUCCACGGUGGAUGGUCUGACUGGACGGAGUUUGCCGACGAGGGAGAGUGUUCUGUACCUUGCGGGGGUGGUGACUUGCAGCAGAAGCGGAACAGGGACUGUAACACCCCCACUCCGGAACAUGGGGGUCGGCAGUGUGAGGGGAACAGCACCCAGACCAGCGUGGUUCCCUGCAAUACACACGAGUGCCCAGUUCAUGGCGGCUGGUCUGAGUAUUCUGACUGGACUCACGACGAUGAGUGCCCUGUGACUUGUGGCGGAAGUCCGAUCAUGGAGUCAAGGUCAAGGUCAUGUGAUGCCCCGGCUCCUGCUCACGGGGGUGAAGACUGCGAGGGUUCCGCGACUGAAAGCAGGCCAGGCGUAUGCAACAACAACCCAUGCCCAGUGAAUGGAGGAUGGAGUGAAUGGUCGGACUGGUCCCAAGACGGCCAAUGCUCAGCUUCGUGCGGCGGUGGCAACAUCAUCGAGAGUCAACAUCGACGAUGUGACACCCCUGCACCUGCUCAUGGCGGGGAGGAAUGUGACGGCGAUGAUGUGAACACAAGAGAGGCCGAGUGCAACACCCAAAAGUGCCCAGUGGAUGGUGGGUGGUCCGACUGGUCCGACUGGAGAGUUGACGGCAAAUACACUGUGACUGGACACAUCGGCACAGCAAGGAUGACCCACGAUCGAACCUGCACUAACCCUGUCCCGCAAUUCGACGGCAGCGAGUGCGAGGGCCCAAGCAAGGAAUACACCCAGGCCUCCUGCCAGGUUACACAGUGUCAGGGCAUCUGUGACGAUCGUUCUGUGACUUACGCCUACAAGGGAGAAUACACAGCCUUCUACCGCUGUAAUAACGACGGACAGAUGGCCAAGGCACAGUGUCCGAGCCGGGAAUACUACAAGACUGAUGAGAGCCGCUGUGUCAAGAUCUGUGCCCCAACCGGGGUCAGGAGUAUGCCCCACCCUGGACGCAAAUGCAACAAAUAUAUUUUCUGUGUGUUUGGUAGCCCCUGGGAGAUGCCAUGCUUUAGUCAGGACGCUAACUGCCCCAGCGACUGUGUUGAGUAAAGAUGGCCAUUUUCAGGAAAAAAGCUCAUAAUGUCCUGGUAUUAAAUACAAUCCUAAAUACUGGAAUUGCAUCAUUAUUUGAUUUACUGGAUUUGUUGUCAUAUUUUUUCAAUCGAACAAUAUUUGCAAAUGCUAUAAUUUGAAAACAUAACUUGCUGUCUCUUUGAGAAUAACACCCGCUGAUCACCAGUGAUCAUUGUCAAAGUACAAGGUAUAGAAAUUGAAUCGACCAAAUAGGGUUCAUUACUAAUAUGUACAUUGGUCUGGCGUUUGGUCUUGAUGUUGUGGUCGUAAAGUAUGGAGGCAUGGGGAUAAUGUCAGUCCGAAUAUACAGUAAUAGGCGAUUCAAAUAAGUCCGGAUAAGCAGGGUUCCACUGUAUGGAUGAUAAGUUUGUCUUUUCUUUUCUAGAAUGAUUAAUAAAUUUCCUUCACUAUCUGAAGCCGUA
Molecule: messenger RNA, 2931 nt
Organism: Haliotis rufescens (red abalone)
Lineage: Eukaryota; Metazoa; Mollusca; Gastropoda; Lepetellida; Haliotidae
Product: coadhesin-like
Exons: 14
Coding region: 95-2485 (796 amino acids)
Source: RefSeq, a predicted model, not a curated record